AUGACGAUUACAAUUUUCAAUCCCGAUACAAUCAAUUCCGAGCUAUCGAAACCAACGUCAAUCUUCGGCCUCAAGCUUUGGGUCGUCAUCGGAAUUUUACUAGGAUCUCUGAUAGUCAUCGCUCUCUUCUUCCUCUCUCUCUGCUUAACCUCUCGCCGGAGAAACCGCAAGCCACGUCACGCGGAUUUCGCAUCCGCCGCCAUCGCAACGCCGCCGGUUUCCAAAGAGAUUCAGGAGAUCGUCCGUCCUCCGGCGCGGGAUCAUUACCAUCCGACGCAGUCCGUUGCGGGGGAGAUCCAAGUCGAUAUCGGGAAGGUCGAGCACCGUGUGGUUUUUUCGGAUCGGGCCUCGAGCGGUGAAAGCAGAGGAACAGUGAGUGCUAGUGAAACGGCGUCGUAUGCGGGGAGUGUUUGCGUGGGACCGGAGGUUUCGCAUCUCGGAUGGGGAAGGUGGUAUACUCUGAGGGAGCUCGAAGCGGCGACGAAUGGGUUAUGUGAAGAGAAUGUGAUCGGAGAAGGAGGUUAUGGGAUUGUUUAUCGUGGGAUUUUAACAGAUGGAACUAAAGUCGCUGUCAAGAAUCUGCUUAAUAACAGGGGUCAAGCGGAGAAGGAGUUUAGAGUGGAAGUGGAAGCGAUAGGGCGUGUACGGCAUAAGAAUCUCGUUAGGCUUUUAGGGUAUUGUGUCGAAGGUGCAUACAGGAUGCUAGUGUAUGACUACGUAGAUAAUGGCAACUUAGAGCAGUGGAUUCAUGGUGAUGUUGGUGACAAAAGUCCUCUAACUUGGGAUAUCCGUAUGAACAUAAUACUCGGCAUGGCAAAAGGAUUGGCUUAUCUACACGAGGGUCUUGAACCGAAAGUGGUUCACCGGGACAUAAAAUCGAGUAAUAUCUUGCUUGAUCGUCAAUGGAAUGCUAAGGUAUCGGAUUUUGGACUCGCUAAGCUCUUGUUCGCCGAGAGCAGUUACGUGACAACCCGUGUCAUGGGAACUUUCGGUUAUGUCGCGCCUGAAUAUGCUUGCACCGGAAUGCUGAAUGAAAAAAGUGAUAUCUAUAGUUUCGGGAUAUUGAUUAUGGAGUUAAUCACUGGAAGAAACCCUGUCGAUUAUAGUCGACCUCAAGGAGAGGUGAAUUUGGUUGAAUGGCUGAAAUCAAUGGUUGGGAGCCGAAGGUCAGAGGAAGUAAUCGAUCCAAAAAUAUCCGAACCACCUUCUUCAAAGGCUCUUAAACGCGUUUUGCUCGUUGCGUUGCGUUGUGUUGAUCCAGAUGCGAGUAAGAGACCUAAAAUGGGUCAUAUUAUACACAUGCUUGAAGCUGAAGACUUGUUCUAUCGCGACGAACGACGAGCCACGAGGGAGCAUGCAAGCCGCGAUUAUAACCAGCCACAGACCGCGGUUUCAGCGACUGCGGCUGAGACCAGCGAAAUUGAAACAAUCGGUAACAAUACCGAAGAAUCUCUUUCUCUAGUUAAUAAUAUGAGCAGUCGUAUACAAGAUUCUCAACGCGUGUUCUUCCGCUUUAAAAACCCUUUCAAGAUCCUGUUUCCAAAUGCGCGCAAUUUAUCGCCAAAGCUUCUCUCACUACUUAGCAAGUUCGAGACAGAUCUCACUGUAUCGAUCAGAGAGCUAAUACCAAAGGAUGAGAACGAUAUCGUCACUGUUUCCUGGAUGAGUCAAGCCAUGGAGUCUCUUUGCGAGACACACAAGAGUAUCGGAUUGCUCGUGAAGGAUCUAGAGCUCCCUGUAUCGGAUUUGGAGGAGAAUUUGAUUCACGUGUACUCGGACGUUAGCUUGAAGAGUCUUGACCUCUGCAAUGCCUUCACUUCAGAGCUCGACCGUCUCAACCAUGGCAAUCUCUUGCUCAAGUUUGCUCUUAGUAAGCUGGAGACAAACAAGGAAUCUUCGUUAUUGCAUCUCGACGGUUGGAGGCAGCACAUGGUUUCCAAGAACCCGAGGAUCGAAAACUGCGGUUCGGUUUUGAGUAGCCUUGUUGAAUCGAUGAAGGCGAAGAAGAAGAAGAAGCAAUCUGCUAAAGGAAAAGUUCUCUUGAGAGCUCUGUACGGUGUAAAGGUCAAGACUUUGUACAUAUUCGGAGUGUUCGCUGCUGCGUUUUCGGGAUCUUCGAAGAGUCUCUUAUAUCUAACCAUUCCAAAGGAGAUGGAGGAGCUUCCAUGGGCACAAGCUUUCAUGGAACUGCAGAACUCCAUUAACCCGGUGAUGAAGAACAUGUUCUUGUCAGAGAGAUUCACGGUUAUAAAAGAUCUCGAGGCUGUUGAGUCCGGUGUGAAGAAGCUUUAUAGAGAGGUCCAAGAAGGGUCGGUUCCUGUUUCGGUUGUGGAGCCACUGAAGAAAUCAGUGAUGGAACUUUGUGAGAGGUUUGAUCUUGUCUCCAAGGAAACACAUUGCUUGCUGAAGAUAGUGAUAUCUGCUCGUGACGCAUUGUUUGAGAGUCUAUGGACCAAAUACGCACAAGAGUUGCAGCAAGUGACGUUGCCGAUGAUCAAACUUAAAAAAUGUUAA
Microthlaspi erraticum is the source of this 2514-nucleotide messenger RNA. Lineage: Eukaryota; Viridiplantae; Streptophyta; Magnoliopsida; Brassicales; Brassicaceae. The record is from the annotation of a GenBank genome assembly.